Sorex fumeus (smoky shrew) is the source of this 1285-nucleotide messenger RNA. RefSeq names its product RASD family member 2 (gene RASD2). Bases 402 to 1205 code for a protein of 267 amino acids. The transcript has 3 exons. Gene Ontology annotation, molecular function: GTPase activity; GTP binding. The record is from RefSeq and is a predicted model, not a curated record. Lineage: Eukaryota; Metazoa; Chordata; Mammalia; Eulipotyphla; Soricidae.
UCGGCGCCCUCCCCCGCAGCCCCGGAGCCCCAAACGGGGACCCCGGGAUCGGACGUCCCCGCGCCUCCGGGCACCUGGCUCAGCCGGAGUCCCCCGGGUCGGGGCAGGGCAGGGCCGGCAGUGGCGAGCCGGCGCCCGCCCGGCUCCCCGACCCCAGCGAACCCUCGGAACCCAGCGAUGGGGCACUGGCUCCCCGCGCGCCCUCGCCCGGCCGCGCCCUGCCCGGCGCCCCGGGGCGCGCCGACGAGGAACCGGGCGCAGUGACCACGGAGCCGCCGCAGACGCUGGAAGGCGCGGCGGCCGCGGGAGAGGCAGGCGGGUCCCCGCACCGCCCCGCGGCGCCUCCAGGCAGCCCUCCGAGCCGCGCCAGAGGCCUGGCCCGCCAUUCCCAGCCCCGGGCCAUGAUGAAGACGCUGUCCAGCGGGAACUGCACGCUGAGUGUGCCGGCCAAGAACUCCUACCGCAUGGUGGUGCUGGGCGCCUCGCGCGUGGGCAAGAGCGCCAUCGUGUCCCGUUUCCUCAACGGCCGCUUCGAGGACCAGUACACGCCCACCAUCGAGGACUUCCACCGCAAGGUCUACAACAUCCGCGGCGACAUGUACCAGCUGGACAUCCUGGACACGUCGGGCAACCACCCCUUCCCGGCCAUGCGCCGGCUCUCCAUUCUCACCGGUGACGUCUUCAUUCUGGUGUUCAGCCUGGACAACCGGGACUCCUUCGACGAGGUGAAGCGUCUGCAGAAGCAGAUCCUGGAGGUGAAGUCGUGCCUGAAGAACAAGACGAAGGAGGCGGCCGAGCUGCCCAUGGUCAUCUGCGGCAACAAGAACGACCAUGGCGAGCUGUGCCGCCAGGUGCCGGCCACCGAGGCCGAGCUGCUGGUGUCGGGCGAUGAGAACUGUGCCUACUUCGAGGUGUCGGCCAAGAAGAACACCAACGUGGACGAGAUGUUCUACGUGCUCUUCAGCAUGGCCAAGCUGCCCCACGAGAUGAGCCCGGCGCUGCACCGCAAGAUCUCGGUGCAGUACGGCGACGCCUUCCACCCCCGGCCCUUCUGCAUGCGCCGCCUCAAAGACACAGACGCUUACGGCAUGGUCUCACCUUUCGCCCGCCGCCCCAGCGUCAACAGCGACCUCAAGUACAUCAAAGCCAAGGUCCUGCGGGGCGAGGGCCAGGCCCGCGAGCGGGACAAGUGCACCGUCCAGUGAGCAGGAGGGGGCCCGGGCAGUGCCUUAUGGGAGGUGGCGCCCGGUGCCCGCUGCCUGCAUCAGCCCCACCCCGACCCCCC